Messenger RNA from Salvelinus fontinalis (brook trout), 819 nucleotides. Its product is annotated as lipopolysaccharide-induced tumor necrosis factor-alpha factor homolog. Gene Ontology annotation, molecular function: zinc ion binding. The transcript is spliced from 2 exons. The record is from RefSeq and is a predicted model, not a curated record. NCBI's taxonomy places the organism in Eukaryota, Metazoa, Chordata, Actinopteri, Salmoniformes, Salmonidae. The coding region runs from base 21 to 257 and encodes 78 amino acids.
CCUCAGUAACCCAGGUAAUAAUGACUCCUAGCCUGAUGGAGGUCGGAGGUUCGACCAUGUGUCCCCACUGCCAGCAGCACGUGGUCACCAAUACAGAGACCAACGCUGGCCUGCUUACCUGGCUCAUCUGUGGAGGCCUCUUCAUUGUUGGGUGCUGGCCAUGCUGCGCCAUCCCGUUCUGUGUAGACUCAUGUAAAGACGUGGAUCACAGCUGUCCAAACUGCAACAAAAUCAUCUACGUCUACAAACGGAUUUGAUAUUAAUUUGACCUGACGUUACUGUACUACCUUUAUCUGAAGGACUGGGACAUGGCACUUGAAUCAAAUCAACAUUUCUGUAAAUGUAUGAGGAUCGUAUUCACUAGGGCAUGUGAUGUUGUAGUGUCUAGCGGAAAUACAAACCCACAAGUGCCAAGCUCUAUCAGGUCCCUGGCCAGACUUGACCCUUGUAGUGACUACCAAAGAGAAUCCUGAUACCAAAGACUGGUAGUAGCUGCGCUAUAGCUGUUUCACUGUAGUUCUGUACUCGUCUGAAGUCCAUGAAAGUAAAGGAACUUCUAAACCAUUGUAAUAUUGUUAUAUUGAGAUGUAUCUAUCACCAUCAUACUUCUUAUUGUAAUAUUGUUAUAUUGUGAUGUUUUUGUUAUUACACUCUUGCAGUCGUUCCCUCACCGAUCGCGUUCUCUUUUUCCCCCUGAACGUUCUACUACUCAUUUGUCAUAAAGGACCAUUGUCAAUAAUUACAAUGGAUCUUAUGGUUGUCUUUUCACUUCCUGCCUAGUUGCUCUAUAAAGCUCUGAUUAAAGUUGUCUGUAUUGUA